CAUUCUCACCCCUAUAAAUAGAGGCAUUCAUUUCAUUCUCAAUCAUCACUUGAAGCUCCACUUCUCUCUAGAGUAAAGAUUUCAGAAGUCAUAAAGAAGCCCUGCAGAAAUAUAUACCGAAGCUCGGCAAAAGUGGAUUGAAGAUCAAACAAUUCAAGUGAUCCAGUCAAGCUAAAGUGGGACUGAAGAUCAAGCCAAUUUGAGUCCGGGGGCCCUUCAACGAAGAUCAAGCAACAAAGCCAUUCUUUGAAGAACAAGCCGCAUUCCGGAGGCCCUUCAGCUAAAGUUUCAAGUCAAGUUAACUAAGUGGAGAAUCAGAGGGUUUCCUUGAUAGAGAUUUUGUACCCGCGCACCCUUUGAAAUUCAAGUAUAUACUUUUCAUAUUUUCUUGUUCACAGAUUUUGGCAUGCCCAGUGGGACAUCUCUACCUCUCAUCUCUUCACUAUUGAUCAACUCAACAAGCAACUCUACCAGCAAUCUGAAUGGCGUCAAGAAGCUUGGUGUUCAAGAAGUCAUAUGCCCAAGUCGCUAGUUCCAAGUCUUCAUCGACAGCUAGUUACGAAGCUAGCCGAGAGACCGAAGAAUCAUUAACUAGGAGCCGCGCAAUGAGCUUAGGAAUGCGAUCGCCUGAACCUGAGUCAAUCGUUCGACGCAUGAUUCAAAGACUCGAAACAGCCCCUAUCGUCCCGAGGAAGCCUACCUACGUUGCGAGUCCACCAUCUUCAAAAGGGCAAACUGAUAGCGGGAGGUCAACUUCUUCGAAAGAAGCGGCAUAUAGCAAGAGUCCGACAUCUUUGAAAGAAGCUGCUGAUAGCGAGAGUCCAACAUCUCCGAAAGAAGCGACAUGUAGCGGGAGUCCAACAUCUUUGAAAGAAGCUGCUGAUAGCAGGAGUCAAGCAUCACCAAAAGGAAACGCUAAUACUGGAGGCUCGUCACCAACAUCGCCGACGUCUAACAUGUGGAAAGUUGCGCCAGAAUGGUCACAUGUCUAUACCAUCAUGCCAGUUAUGACAACAAGCGCAACAUCUAUAGAGGACCAGCUUGAUAGUAUUACUAAGGCUCUUGAAGGGAUGACCACCCUCCUUCAAAACCAAGAAAAGAGAAUCAACGACUUAGCUGAAAAGGUCGAUUGCACAAGGGAUGGCAAAACUAGCAAGGCUCUUGGGAAACAACCCGAGAUUCAAGGAGAAGACGCCUCGCACUCACCAACUCGCAUUGGGCGAACAACGAUACACGAGGAGUCAACUUCGGACAUGAGCAUUCCAGUCACUGGGGGCAUGAUACCUGUAGAUCGACUUAAUGAGUUCAUCAUGGGAGCUAUCAAAGGCAAGCUCGAGGGAGGACAACCUUCAUACACUUACUCCAAGCCAUACACCCAAAGGAUAGAGGAUUUGAAGAUGCCCGUUGGCUAUCAACCUCCAACAUUUCAACAAUUCGAUGGGAAAGGCAAUCCAAGACAACACAUCGCCCACUUUGUGGAAACAUGCAACGACGCUGGGACAUAUGGAGAUCUUCUUGUCAAGCAGUUCGUCCGCUCUUUGAAGGGCACUGCAUUCAAUUGGUACACCGACUUGGAGUCGGGUUGCAUUGAUAGCUGGCAUGACAUGGAGCGAGAGUUCUUGACCCGCUUCUAUAGCACAAGAAGAACCGUCAGCUUCUUAGAACUCACCACCACCCGCCAAAGGAAGGGUGAAUGCUCAACUGCUUACAUUGAAAGAUGGAGGGAGUCGUGCUUGAAUUGCAAGGAAAAGAUAUCACAGAGCUCCGCGAUUGAAAUGUGCAUCAAGGCAUGCACUUCGAGCUUUCUUACAUCCUCCAAGGACUCAAGCCUAAAACCUUCGAGGAAUUAUCUAGUCGCGCCCAUGAUAUGGAGUUAAGCAUAGCAGCUAAUGGUGGACAAAACAUACCCAUCCAAAGCUUCUACAAUGGGGGCAAGAGUCAUGAUGUUGAAAAUGGGGGCAAAUCCUUUAAGAAAUACGAAAGCAUGGAUGCUAUGCAUGUGAAUACUCAACCAUCUCGGAUGUUCACUAAAGCUACUAGUGAGUUUAAGAAUGCUGUUAUGUCAUUGCGGGGCGGUAGAAGGCUUUCUCUAAGGGAAAGACAAAACAAGCAGUAUCCAUUCUUGGAUUCUGAUGUCUCACAUAUGUUUGAUGAGCUGUUAAAGCACAACCUCGUUGAUUUGCCAGAAAUGAGGCGACCACAUGAGGCAUCAAUGGUAGAUGAUCCGAGUUACUGCAAGUACCAUAGACUCGUCAGACAUCCAAUUGAAAAUUGCUUUGUCUUUAAGGAUAAAGUAAUGGAGUUAGCUCAACAGGGAAAAGUUGAACUUGCAGAUUCCACAGCAAGCGCCAAUCAAGUUUCCAUCUCAUGCAAUAAAUCUACUUCACUACUCGUUAAGAGGAACAAUGUGAAAGGAAAUGAGAAAUGACAUAAGUGUCCAUUACCUCUUAAUGUCAUAGCUAAACAUGGUACUCGUUUUGGUGUUGAACAUGUUAAACAACAAGUUUGUGAUGCAACACGACCACCUAAGCAAGUUUUGAAAAGGUGGGUCAAGAAGAGAGUGUUAAAGGACACUAUUGAUGAGAAAACUUGCAACCACCAUAUGAAAGUACGAGUUCCAAUCACAUUAGCGGAUUAUGUGCCGAAGUGGUUACAUACUCCAACUAACCAAGAAAUGAAGAUGAAAAUUCCUCAAAUCAACCUAUGUGAUGGAGAAGAAUAUGCAUCAUCAUAUUAUACCACUAUCUGUGAUGGAGGCAAUAUUUGUCAAGCUUCCUCAGUAUGAAUUGAAAACACAACAUAUUCAAGGCUCCCCGGCACGAGUCGAAACUGCCUCAUAUUCAUUCAAGGCUCCUUGGCAUGACUCAAAACUGCCUUAUCUCCUUCAAAUCAUUUCAAUCUCCUUAGCACGAGGAUAAACUACUUCAAAUCAUUCCAAUCUCCUUAGUACGAGGAUAAACUGCUUCAUAUCAUUUCAGUCUCCGUAGUACGAGGAUAAACUGCUUCAUAUGGUGUCGAGACUUCCUUGAAUUAUGCACUUUCAAGCUGGAUGCGCUCUCACGUGACACAUUCAAGCAAGUCUCGAGGGGGCAAUUUGUAGACACAGAAAUUUUGAUGGAAUUAAAUUGGUUAUUAAUAUUGGACCCCA
Molecule: messenger RNA, 3148 nt
Organism: Ipomoea triloba (trilobed morning glory)
Lineage: Eukaryota; Viridiplantae; Streptophyta; Magnoliopsida; Solanales; Convolvulaceae
Exons: 2
Coding region: 483-1877 (464 amino acids)
Source: RefSeq, a predicted model, not a curated record